Pelobates fuscus (common spadefoot toad) is the source of this 527-nucleotide messenger RNA. Its product is annotated as histone H2A-like. The coding region runs from base 35 to 451 and encodes 138 amino acids. Gene Ontology annotation, cellular component: chromatin; nucleosome. Gene Ontology annotation, molecular function: DNA binding; structural constituent of chromatin; protein heterodimerization activity. Gene Ontology annotation, biological process: heterochromatin formation. The record is from RefSeq and is a predicted model, not a curated record. The transcript has a single exon. Lineage: Eukaryota; Metazoa; Chordata; Amphibia; Anura; Pelobatidae.
UCGCCGCAGUGUGAGGAGUAAGAAGACGCGAAGAAUGUCUGGAAGAGGAAAGACCGCCGGGAAAGUCAGGGCUAAGGCCAAGACCCGCUCAUCCAGAGCCGGGCUCCAGUUCCCCGUUGGCCGUGUCCACCGCCUGCUCCGAAAGGGUAACUACGCCCAGCGUGUGGGGGCCGGAGCGCCCGUCUACCUGGCCGCAGUGCUGGAGUACCUCACCGCCGAGAUCCUCGAGCUGGCCGGCAAUGCCGCCCGGGACAACAAGAAGACCCGCAUCAUCCCCCGCCAUCUGCAGCUGGCCGUCCGCAACGACGAGGAGCUCAACAAGCUGCUGGGAGGGGUCACCAUCGCUCAGGGGGGCGUUCUACCCAACAUACAGGCCGUGCUGCUCCCCAAAAAGAGCUCCGGAUCGACCCCAGCCGGAAAGAAAGCCUCUCAGCAAUCCCAGGAAUACUGACCCCCCAGCCCCUAACCGAUAACACAAAGGUCCUUUUCAGGGCCACCCACACUGACAAAAAAGAGCUUGCAUCCAA